Molecule: messenger RNA, 1458 nt
Organism: Fraxinus pennsylvanica
Lineage: Eukaryota; Viridiplantae; Streptophyta; Magnoliopsida; Lamiales; Oleaceae
Source: the annotation of a GenBank genome assembly
AUGCUGAAAGAAGAGACUUGUGACUGUAAAAUUAGUAGCGAAGGAAAGUUGGGAAUCCAAAUACAAAAAUCAUGGAUCAUCUUGAGGAAAUCUCGGCUCAUCUUAUGGUACUUAAUGAAGAACCAUGGUGAUCUUUGUUUGUCCUUGGUUGUGAUUGGGCAGUCGAUUGACAAUGGGCUUCAGCAUCCUAAUUCCUCAAGUGGCUUGGCCACUGGCUUCGUGAGGUUUCUGGUUUAUACAAUAUCACCACUCUCUUCCAGAAGGGCAAAGCGAAUGGCUCACUCAAUUGCCAAAGCCACUCUUGGCCUCACACGACCUAACCAAAUCGAGCCUCUAAAGAUCUCAUUUGCGGCAAAAGAGAUUGAUUUGUUAGAAUGGAAAGGAGACAUACUUGCAGUAGGCACAACAGAGACGGACUUGACCAAGGACGAGAAUUCAAAGUUCAAGAAUUUAAUCCUGCAAAAGCUAGAUUCCCAAUUAGGUGGUUUGUUGUCUGAAGCAUCAUCAGAGGAGGAUUUUACUGGAAAGGCUGGACAGUCAACAGUUCUUAGGCUUCCCAAUCUUGGAUUGAAAAGGGCAAGUAAUGUUGCCAUCACACUUGCUUCUUCUGGAGAGCUCACUACAGAAUCAAAGCUAAGCUUAGCUUCAGCCAUAGCUACUGGAGCUUUAUUGGGGACUUAUGAAGACAACAGAUUCAAGUCAGAGUCGAAGAAACAGGGUCUCAAAUCAGUGGAUAUUCUUGGUCUUGGUACUGGACCUGAAAUAGAGAAGAAACUCAAAUAUGCAGAAAAGGUUUGUUCUGGGAUAAUUUUUGGAAAAGAGCUAGUAAAUGCACCUGCUAAUGUACUCACCCCUGGAAUACUAGCAGAAGAGGCCAAAAGGAUUACUUCUGAGCACAGUGAUGUUCUUUCUGCAACAAUCUUGGAUGUAGAGCAGUGCAAAGAAUUAAAAAUGGGUUCUUAUCUCGGUGUUGCAGCAGCAUCUGCUAAUCCCCCGCAUUUUAUCCACUUAUGUUACAGGCCUCCAGGGGGAACAGUCAAAACCAAGCUGGCCUUAGUUGGAAAGGGGUUGAUGUUUGACAGUGGUGGCUACAAUAUCAAGACAGGACCAAGUUGUUCCAUUGAGCUCAUGAAAUUGGACAUGGGAGGUUCAGCAGCCGUAUUGGGUGCAGCAAAGGCUCUUGGUCAAAUCAAGCCUGCUGGAGUAGAGGUUCAUUUCAUUGUUGCUGCUUGUGAAAAUAUGAUAAGUGGAACAGGUAUGAGGCCCGGAGAUAUUAUUACAGCAUCAAAUGGAAAGACAAUUGAGGUAAACAAUACUGACGCUGAAGGAAGACUUACACUUGCAGAUGCUUUGGUAUAUGCUUGCAAUCAAGGAGUGGAGAAGAUCGUUGAUUUGGCCACAUUGACUGGGGCUUGUGUCUCUUGGACCCUCUAUUGCUGGUGUUUUUACACCCAGUGA